UAUCGCCUUCGUCUCAUCUGGUAAACAGGCUCAAAAGGUUUUGCACAAAAUGUGCAAAUGAUAAGACACUGUGAUUGGCCUCUUCCACCUGCUAGAGUCCUUAAAUAGAGGAAAAUUCCCACCAUUCUGCUCAGAAAUCUUCUUCAGCUUCCACCAUGAGCUCAAAGAUUUAUGGAGCUGUAUUGUUGUUGGCCAUAAUCACUUGUUUUGCUGCAGCUGAUGCACUUCAUCAUGAUGAUGCCCAUUUGUUCUCUGUAAGAAUUGUGGGCACUGUAUUUUGUGAUACAUGUUACAAGCAACAAUUCUCCAAAAACAGCUACUUCAUUUCAGGUGCUUCAGUUGCUGUGGAAUGCAGAAACAAUAAGCAGACACCUGAUUUUCGGACUGAAGCAAAGACAAAUAAGUAUGGACAGUUCAAGGUGGAACUUGUUCCAUCCAUCUUCCACUCAGAUAAACAACUAAAGAGAUGCUCUGUAACCUUGCUUCAAAAUGAAGAGCAAAAAAGCCCUUGCAAGCUAGUAUCCACAGCCAACUCCUCCUCAUUCACUUUGAAGUCAAAGAAGGGUAGUAUCCACACAUAUUCUGCAGGUUUCUUCAGCUACAGGCCUCAAUCUCCACCCUCCUUUUGCUCCCAAGAUGUUGCUACUGACCCUAAAUCUGCCCUAAAGGCUUCAUUGAAAUCCUCUAAGGAUCUGUUACCUCCCAUUCCAUUAGAAACACCACCACUGGUUCCACUCCCUCCUCUGCCUCCAGUCGAUGUACCAUCGGUUCCACUCCCUCCUCUACCACCAGUGGAUGUACCACUGGUUCCACUCCCUCCUUUGCCACCAGUGGAUGUACCAUUGGUUCCACUCCCUCCUCUGCCACCAGUGGAUGUACCACUGGUUCCACUCCCUCCUUUGCCACCAGUGGAUGUACCAUCUCUCGUUCCACUUCCCCCUCUGCCAGUGCCACCAUUAACACCUCCUGCCUAAUUUUCUUCCCCAACCCAUGACUAAUACCUUCCACCUCCAUUUUCACUCCACUCCUUAUACCCCUUAAACCAAGUUUCUUCUAAUACUCUCAUUGUUCCACUUCCUCCUCUGCCACCAUCAAUACCUCCUGCCCAAUUUCCUUCCCCUUAAUACCUUCCACCUCCAUUUUCACUCCACUCCUUAUAACCCUUCAACCAAAUUUCUCCCAAUACCCUCAUUCACUAGAGGUUCUCCAUAGUCUUAAAUGUUCUUCAUAAUCUUAAAUGUUCUACUGUACUCGAAGUUUGCAUCUUAUGGUAAAUAGUCUCAGCUUUCUAUUGGCAUUGAAGGAGUUAGAUAUUUGUAUAAUGUUUGCUUAAGCAGCAAUGGAUUAUGAAAUCUGUAGAUCUCAGACUGUAUGAACAGUAAAAUCUAUUAUCUUUCAUAAAUAAUUAAUCGGAGACCUAGUUAUUUCAAUAAAUAAAGAAAUUGGGCUUGUUUACAAAAUCAA
Cryptomeria japonica (Japanese cedar) is the source of this 1464-nucleotide messenger RNA. RefSeq lists its product as uncharacterized. The record is from RefSeq and is a predicted model, not a curated record. NCBI's taxonomy places the organism in Eukaryota, Viridiplantae, Streptophyta, Pinopsida, Cupressales, Cupressaceae. The transcript has 2 exons. Bases 156 to 974 code for a protein of 272 amino acids.